AUGAAAGCAGUUAAGAUGUGCUUGAAGGAAUUCUUUCUGUAGAGUUAGAUAUAAGAACUAUAUAAAAAUGAGAAUUCUUUAAAUAGUCUUACACUCUAAUUUAUCUAGUCAGAAUUGGAAUAAUGUUAUUAAAAUCGAUAAAUGGCCAAGGUUAUUGUAUAAUUUAGGAUUUCUAUUGUGUUGCAAAUACUAAUAAAUUUAGUUUACAUCAUCAAUACUUGUUUGAUAUACUAUUCUCCUGAAAUAGUCAAAUAUAGAUCAAUAUAUAUAGUUUGGAUGUUAAUCUCACUUGCAAUAUAAAAGAUUUCUAAGACAUAUUGGAAUUCCCUAAUCAAUAUACUAAUUCUCAUUAAUAGUGUAUUGAAUGUGUUGCUAUAUGCCUAUUUUAUGAAAUUUGUUAUCAACACCUAAGAUAAUAUUGAAGAUGUAUUGAGUAUUUCAUUGAUCUCAGGAUUAUAAUAAGGAUUGUUCUCAAUAAGUUUUUUUUUAAUCUAGUCUAACUAUUUGAUGCAGAGUUUAACCAUCACUAGUUACUUUCUUACAUUGAUGGGAAUAUUUGAAUAAUUUUAAAAUAAUCGAUUAUGGUCUCAUUACAUUCUAUUGUUGUUUACCUGCUAUUUGUUAAGACAGAAUGAAAAAACAAGCAGACUGAACUAUCUUUUGAUUCACAAAACUUAAACUAAUUUAGAAGCAUGUAAAAAAUUAUUUGAUGAGACUGUUCCCGCAUCAAUUAUAAUAUUAGAAGAAAUUUCAACGUAAGAUUGCUAAAAAAAUGACAUGUUGAAUUCAGCAUCAAGUUAAAGAGAAUAAUUACACACUUAAGAAAAUAGAUCAAUGAAUGUCACUUACUUUAACAAAAGUGCUUCUAUUCAUUUUGAAACUAAUAAUGAAGAUACUCUGACAGAAAGACUAUAACAAAUAGAGAUCAUUAGUAUGGACAAUUCCAUUUUACAUAAAGAAAGAAGGAAAUUUAUUGAAAAAAUAUUAGACUUAUAAUCUAAAAUUUAAACAGAAAUUUAAUUAAAUACUUAUCACCCAUUUGAUUAUUAACUUAUAUCUUUACAUCAUAAAAUGUAAUGUUAAAGAUAAACAAAAUAGGAUAAACUCUAAUUUUAUGACGCCCUUGCAUAAGGUUGUCUCUGGGAUGGAAAGCAAUGUAUCAUGUUAAUAUUGAACGAUGCUACAGAUCGUGAAUUACGAUUGUAACAUUUAAAAGAAUUAGAUAACUACAAAGAUAAUCUCUUAGCAGCAGUAUCUCAUGAUCUAAAGACUCCUUUGCAUGUCUAAACACUCUUAACUAAUGUAAUCAAAACUAGUUUAGAAAAUAAACAAGAAAUAUAUAAAUCAGAAAUCUAAGAAAUCAUUAACCAUCUGGAAGAUAUGUUAGCAAACCAGUAAAUUCUAGCUACCAUGAUCAAUGAUCUAAUUGAUUAUUCAUAAAUGAAGACCUAAGGAUUAAGAUUGAAUCUAACGCAUUUUAAUCUAUCCUCAUGUGUUUAAUAAAUUAGAUAAAUGUUUAAGACAUAAAUAGAAUUAAAAAACUUAUCAUUUAUUAUUACUGACCUUAAUGAGAAGAUUAUUCUAUAUUCAGACCAAACUAGACUAUAAUAAAUACUUUUUAAUUUAAUUUCAAAUGCAAUUAAAUUUACCUUCUCUGGAAAGAUAUCCCUAACUAUUGAAAUCACACAGGCAUAUGAAACCAAAUUAAUCUAAUUUACUGUACAAGACACAGGACUUGGGAUACCUACUUAAAUAUAAAAUUAACUAUUCAAGGCUUACUCUACAUUUAAUUUAGGAAAUCAUAACCAAAAAGGAGUUGGUUUAGGAUUAGUUAUAUCAAGGAAUCUUGUUGGUUUAUUAGGACCAAAACCUUAAAUUGAAUUAAUUUCAAAAGAAAAUCAAGGCUCUUCCUUUAUUUUUAAAAUCUAUGCCAAUAUGUAAGAUAAAGAAAUCGAACCAUAAAAUUCUAGUUAUGAUCAAGAAUUUCCAGAAAAUGAUCCAUCCCCAAUUAAGUAAAUGCCUAGCUUUUCAAUUUUUUAAUAAUAACAAAGGUUAAAUCAAAAAGCUAAGACUCUUAUAGAUUUAUCUAAACAUCCUAAACAACUCCUAAGCAUACUGAUUGUGGACGACUAAGCAUUCAAUUUGCAAGCUCUUAAAUUAAUUCUAUAGAAAAGAUUAGUAAAACCAUUUAUAGAUGAAGCAUUAAAUGGAUAAGAAGCAGUUGAAAAAGCAAAUAAACAACAAUAUGACUUAAUUUUUAUGGAUAUUAAUAUGCCAAUAAUGAAUGGCAUUGAAGCAAUUCAGCAUAUCAGAAAACUUGAUGAAGAACGAUCACUGUAGUUAAAAAAAACAAUUAUAUGUAUUUUAUCAGGUGGAAACGAUGAUUUUGACCAAAAAUUAACUAAACGAAUUGGUGCUGAUAUGCAUUUAGGAAAACCUUUAUAAAUGAAUGAUCUAACAUUUCUCUUAGAGAAAUAUUAAUUAUUAUGA
Molecule: messenger RNA, 2490 nt
Organism: Paramecium tetraurelia
Lineage: Eukaryota; Ciliophora; Oligohymenophorea; Peniculida; Parameciidae
Exons: 3
Biological process (GO): phosphorelay signal transduction system; phosphorylation
Molecular function (GO): phosphorelay sensor kinase activity
Source: RefSeq, a predicted model, not a curated record